AUGACAAGACAGUUCGCCCUCAACUCCACAACCACCGAUUACCCAACUAGCCAUACCAAGAGUGGUACUGAGCCAUACUUGACUCCGUUGUUCAUCAACAACGAGUUCAGAGUCUCCAAAGCCACGGAAUGGUAUGAUAUCCACGACCCAGCAACUGACAUUGUUAUCUCCAAGUGUCCACAGACCACUGCCGAGGAGUUGGAAGAAGCGAUCACCAACGCCCACGAGGCAUUCAAGUCUUGGAAGAAGGUGUCCAUCAUGAGAAGACAACAGAUCAUCUUCAAGUAUGUGGAGUUGAUCAAGAAGAACCACGACAGAUUGGCUGCAGUGAUUGUUGCAGAACAAGGUAAGACAUUCGAUGACGCCAAGGGUGAUGUCUUGAGAGGUUUACAAGUUGCAGAGUACGCAACAAGUGUUACCACGCAGCUACAAGGGCAACAGUUGGAAGUUGCUACUGAUAUGGACACCUUGAUGAUCCGUGAGCCAUUGGGAGUGGUUGCCGCAAUCUGUCCAUUCAACUUCCCUGCCAUGAUCCCAUUGUGGACAAUCCCAAUGGUUUUAGCCACUGGUAACACGGCAGUUAUUAAACCUUCUGAGCGUGAUCCAGGCUGUUGCUCGGUAUUGGCAGAAUUGCUUGUCGAGGCUGGUGUCCCACCUGGUGUUAUCAACUUGGUUCAAGGUAAAGUUGACACUGUCAACACCUUGAUCAAACAUCCAUUGGUCAAAGCAGUGCAAUUUGUGGGGUCUUCAACUGCUGGUGAUUACAUUUACAAGACCUCUAUCGCACACGGUAAGAGAGCACAGUGCAAUGAAGCUGCAAAGAACCACGUUGUCGUUUUGCCAGAUGCCAACAAGGCCCAAUUCAUCAAUGCCACUGUUGGUGCAUUUGCCGGUGCAGCUGGUCAAAGAUGUAUGGCUGCAUCUGUCUUGGUUACCGUUGGUGAGACAAAAGAGUGGAUUGAUGAUUUGAUUGAGGCCUCAAAGCAGCUGAAGACAGGUUCUGGGUUUGACAAGGGUUCUCAUUUGGGUCCAUUGAUCUCCAAAGCUGCUUUAGAACGCUCCCACAAGAUCAUCGAACAGGGUGUGAAACAAGGUGCUAAGGUUGUUCUCGAUGGACGUGAUAUCAAAGUUGAGGGCUUCCCUGACGGAUACUUUUUGGGCCCAACCAUCUUGACUGGUGCGACACCUGGAAACAUUGCAUACGACGAGGAGAUCUUUGCCCCAGUGUUGUGUGUUAUCAACGUUGAUACAUUGGAUGAGGCGAUCGAGCUCGUCAACAGCAACCAAUACGGUAACGGUGUUGCUUUGUUCACCACCUCAGGUAUCUAUGCUAAGAAGUUCGUCAAGGAGAUAGAGCCGGGUCAGGUUGGUAUCAACGUUCCAAUCCCAGUACCAUUGCCAAUGUUCUCCUUCACAGGUAGUAAAGGUUCCUUCCAGGGAGAUUUGAACUUCUACGGUCAGGCUGGUUUGACUUUCUUGACAAAGCCAAAGACCAUUACAAGCUUGUGGAAGACGUCCUUGGUGGAGGAAACAAAACCAUCGACAUCCAUGCCAACUCAAAACUAA
This is a messenger RNA of Williopsis jadinii, 1566 nucleotides long. RefSeq names its product CoA-acylating methylmalonate-semialdehyde dehydrogenase. Gene Ontology annotation, biological process: thymine catabolic process; L-valine catabolic process. The transcript has a single exon. Gene Ontology annotation, molecular function: methylmalonate-semialdehyde dehydrogenase (acylating, NAD+) activity; malonate-semialdehyde dehydrogenase (acetylating, [NAD(P)+]) activity. Gene Ontology annotation, cellular component: mitochondrion. Lineage: Eukaryota; Fungi; Ascomycota; Saccharomycetes; Phaffomycetales; Wickerhamomycetaceae. The coding region runs from base 1 to 1566 and encodes 521 amino acids. The record is from RefSeq and is a predicted model, not a curated record.